GAAGGAACAAGUUAGCUUGGUUUGAGAGUUCAGUACCGAACAAGACAUACAGUGCCGCACACAAAAUCCAACUUGGAAAUUCCAAUGGCUAGGGACAGUUGCCUCACUCGUAUCGCCGCCGGUGCCGCCAUAGGCGGUGCUGUCGGCGGCGCCGUCGGUGCCGUGUAUGGAACAUAUGAGGCAAUUAAGUAUAAGGUACCUGGAUUUUUGAAAAUCAGGCAUAUUGGACAAACUACGCUUGGAAGUGCUGCUAUUUUUGGUCUUUUCUUGGGUGCUGGAAGCUUGAUACAUUGUGGGAAAUCAUACUGAGCUCAUAAAGAUUUGUCUUCCUCCCUCCUUGCCGAGAUUUGCUCGCUGCCCUUUUAAUGUAUGAGUAGAGCAGGGAUUUACUUAUUUGGUUUUCUGGAUCUUGGAAAAGGUUUAAUGACAGUGGCACUGCUCCUUUGUUAAGAAAUUUCUCAUUUAUUUUCUCCCUGGACUGCACUAUGAAAUUAGUUUGCAAGGGUUUUCCUUUUACUUUAAUUCAUCAUUUUGCGAGUUGCUCUUGCAAUAAAAUGAGUGCGCGUGUUUUGUUGUUA
Messenger RNA from Lotus japonicus, 578 nucleotides. RefSeq lists its product as uncharacterized. Gene Ontology annotation, cellular component: TIM23 mitochondrial import inner membrane translocase complex. The record is from RefSeq and is a predicted model, not a curated record. The coding region runs from base 85 to 309 and encodes 74 amino acids. Gene Ontology annotation, biological process: protein import into mitochondrial matrix; protein insertion into mitochondrial inner membrane. The transcript is spliced from 3 exons. NCBI's taxonomy places the organism in Eukaryota, Viridiplantae, Streptophyta, Magnoliopsida, Fabales, Fabaceae.